Messenger RNA from Acanthoscelides obtectus, 3896 nucleotides. The record is from the annotation of a GenBank genome assembly. NCBI's taxonomy places the organism in Eukaryota, Metazoa, Arthropoda, Insecta, Coleoptera, Chrysomelidae.
GUUUCAUUCACUAGAGCAGUGAUUUACCAGAAAGAAAAUGUAUAAUAUUUUAAAUCGGAUAUCAAACCUCCUCCUUGAUACCUGAUAAGACAAGAACCGACACUCACAAAACAUAAGGACAAGCAGUACACCUAGCGUAACCGGAAACAGCAGAAAUUUCCACAAUCAUGAUAAGAUUCCAACAAAAAAAGGCCAGAACGAAUAAAACCCGAGCACCUGGCAACAACGCAGCCCAGUUAAUUUCCACCACAUCACGUGACGGAAACGUCAUCUCUAUCCAAUCAGUAAACGACAGACAACCCACGAAAUGUUAUGGAGUUUAUAAAAUAAUGUGACAUACCAAUUUAAAUAGAAUUAAUUAGAAAAGACGGUGCCGAGUCUGAUAAACAAUAUAUAUAGAGUGUGAAGUUUAUUUCUAAUCCGACCGUAAGCCGCAAUAAUUACAAUGGAAACAUUGCCAGUUACAUUGAUAGUGAAAGCCCCAAAUCAACAAAUCGAAGAUCAGAGGAUACAGUGCGAAUUAUCAUGGACAAUCCACAAAUUGAAGCAACAUUUAUCAGAAGUAUACCCUAGCAAACCACCAAAACAUGAACAGAAACUCAUCUAUUCAGGCCAGCUACUGAGUGAUUCAUCAACACUAAAGGAUAUUCUGAGACAGUAUGAGGGUCAGGAAGUACACACAGUACAUCUAGUAUGUACUACAAAGUAUACUAAACCUCAAGAAAAACUACCAGUUAAUAAUAUCAGCACUAAUACUGCACCCACACCACAAACUGAGGCUUCACAACCCCAACCCAGCACAAGAAAUGAAACCAUAAUUCCUAAUGAAAACCCAUAUCCUAACAUACCAUGGAUCAAUGCCAUAGGUCCUCAAGCAACACCUGCAGACGUGAACCAGUAUGCCAUGCAACUGGCAUGGAUGCAGCAAGCUUAUUAUCAAUAUAUGACACAGUAUAUGCAACUAGCGGCCAACUCCUAUGGUGCUCCCGCACCUGGCUUGCCUGCUCCAACACCACCCACAGAUGUCCCUGGCGUCAUCCCGAAUCAACCGCAAAACCCUGCAGUACCACAGCCUGAUCAACCGCCUGCACCCCCAGCUGAAGGGAUCCGGGAUCCCGAUCACCCAGAACGAGAUUGGCUAGAUGUGUUCUAUGUACUCAGCAGGGCGAUCAUACUGUUCAGUGUCGUUUAUUUCUAUUCCAGUCCUUUGAGGUUCAUAUUCGUGUUGAUUCUGGGCAUAAGCUUCUACCUGUAUCAGAUAGGCGUCUUCAGGACCAUGAACGUCAACAACAAUAACAACAAUACCCGAGAUCCGGCUGAAGUGGAGGAGGAACAGGCACCGUCUCGGUUGAUGAUUGUCUGGACUUUUUUUGCCACAUUUUUCGCUUCUUUGAUACCCGAAAUUCCGAACGCUAUCUAAAAGAUCUCGUGAAAUUUGGUCGUAUCGAAAUUUUAUUGUUACCUACGAAAAUGCAGAGCAGUGUAUAUCGGAAAGCUUUUCUAUUAAAAUCGGUUUUGAUAUAUUAUGUAGUGCAAAUUUAUGGGACUCUAGAUGACAUACUUGUUUUUCUGAAUGCGGGCAUUCAUGGCGAGUUCCAAAAAGAAAAUGUCAUAAAAUUAAUUUUCAUUCUACUUUAAGUAUAUGUCCAAGACAAACAGUGUGACGAAUUUUGAAGUGGUAAAUCAAUCCAUUUGGAUCUAAACAUUGUUUUCUCACUUUUUUUCUGAUAGAUGUUUAUACAUAUACAGUGUGAGUUUUUAGUGUUGGCUAAGUUAAAUACAAGUACAAAAAUUGGUAUGCUUCUGACUUGGAAAAUGUUUUUGUUUUUACACGGUGAUUCGUAACUACGUGGUACGUUUAUUAACUAGAAUGGAUAAUCAAAGAGUGUGAAAUAUACAGGGUGUUCCAUUUGAAAACUUUCUGAAAUGAUUCAUUAUGCGUUUUUGACUAUCAAAAAACUGAAAAAGUAAACAAAUAGGGACAAAAUGUGGGAUCAUGAAAUUUAUCUAGCGUAAAAUUCAGCUCUAGUUAACAGUUGAGAAGGUGCGAGCUGUCAAAGUUAGCUACAAUUUUUGUAAUUAACUUUUUUAGGUAACAUGCAUAAUAAUGGAAUUAUCUACUGUGCCUACACCAAAAACUCGCCCUGUCUAUCAAAAUUCCUGUCGUCAGGGUCCUUCUCGUCAGCUGUCAAGUGUUUUGCACAUAGCAUUUUCUCCAAAACGAAUUAUUAAAUAUGCACUAGAAAAUGAUUGAUUCCUCAAAGAGGAUGGACUACCUGAAAGGUCUUGUCUCUUGUUCCUAAGCUUUAGUGAACAAUGAAAUUGAUAUUGUGCAAUCAUACAUUAAAAUGAAAAAAAAAUAUUUCUCGAGUUUUUUUUUUGACGAGUUUAACUAGUGCAUAUUAUAAUGAAAGUGAAAAUAUAUAUUUUCUAUAGUGUACCUGAUAUUAAAAAUUAAUUUGCAGGAGAUUAUGACGUUUAUUAAAUAUAGCUACCGUAUUUUCUGUGUAGGAAAUCGAGUCAUUUUGCUUAUUUAUUCAAAAUACCUUAUAUCUAUAAAUAUACAAUAAAUGUGAGUGUUUGUCCAGACUGUCAGCAUUGUCUGAACCAGAAUAAGGAGAGACAUAAAAAUUUGUACACUUACUAAAAGAAACCCAAGGAAAAAGUAUGGACAUAUUAAAACAUCUGAAAAAAUACGUUUUCUAGAGAAAAAUGUUCUGGGACGGGACAAAGUUGCAACAUUUGAAUGGAUUCAUCCAUUGGUGAUCUUGAACGUGACCUUGAAGGUCAUUUGAAGGUUAAGACAGUUCUUAAAUGAGACUUGUUACACCGGAAAUACAAAGCGAGGGGAAUUGUUAAAGUUUUUAACAAUGGCCGUGACCAUGAUCUUCAUGGGUAUCUGAGGGUCCCCAAUCAGUUGGUAAAGGACAAAACAUCUUAAAAAAAUCGUUUCAUCUUUAUUUUUCUUUAAAAAUGUGAAGUAGAUUAAGGUUUGAAAAGAUUCAUCUAAUGGUGACCUUGAACGUGACCUUAAUUAUGACCUUCAAUCUCAUUUGAAGGUCAAGGCAAUUUUUUGAAACGUAAAGACCUUUUUUGACAAUGGAAAUGAAAAUAGCAAGAAACUUGACAAAGUGCGUUCAUGACCUUAACUAUGUUCAUCAAGGGCAUUCGAGGUUCAAUUGAAUUUUGAAUCGACACAUUUUUAAUUCCGCAAGUGCAGAUUGCGGAAAAUUUUAAGUAUAUCUUUGCCAAAGAAUCACCAUAACUUUCAAGAUCAUUUUAAGAUCAGAUAAAUCUUCAAGUAAACUCCUUACUUUUUUCCGAUGUUAUAAAAAAGCGAAACUUUGAAACUAAUUUAUUAUUCCAUUAAAAUAUCAGAUAAAAAAUUUUGAUUGCCAAAAGCAACUAUUGCAUUGCUGCAAAUGUUGAGUUUCUUUCUCCAUUUGUUGAAUCACCUGCAUACUUUACACUACUUCUAGGCGAGUGGAGCCGCGGGUUUAGUCUAUUUAUUUAUUAUAUUCAUUUUGAGGUAAAAAUAUUGUAUGCUAUAUGCUAUAAGCAGAUUCAUUUUUCAAAGCAACACUGAAGAUUUAUCAUUUUUAAGGAGUAUAAACUAUGCUUUGAGCAAAGCGACUGGUUUCCUACAAAACAUUGACUAUAUUUGCGACUAUGUUAUGGGGAAAAAACAAACCACUGACGUAGGUAACAUAUUUCAUGUACUACAUAUGCAAAGAAGGUGAAAAGUGCUGGCUUUUCUAAUUUUAUACACCGCUAAUUGAGGAAAUGAAUGUCAGGAAUUUCUAAUAAUAGAUAUUUUAUGUUAUUGCUUGUAUAUAUAUUUUUCAUUAGCGUAGUAAUACAAAAAAUGUGAUUUAUUAAAUAAGGUUUUACGUUAA